UUCUCCAUAGAGCAGCUAUGGCUGAGAAGGUGACAACAAUGGUGCUGAAUGUAGUGGACCUACAGUGCUCAAAAUGCUACAAAAAGAUCAAGAACCUUCUCUGCAAAUUUCCUGAAAUACGAGAUCAGAAGUAUGAUGAGAAGGCAAACAAGGUGACAAUUAAGGUGGUGAGCUGCUCGCCGGAGAAGAUCAGGGAAAAGUUAUGCUGCAAGGGUUGUGGAUGCAUCAAGAGCAUUGAGAUCAUUCCGCCUCCAUCGCCUAAGCCUCCGCCUCCGCCUCCGCCUCCGCCUCCGCCUCCGCCUAAGGAGGUGAAAGUAUCUGUAGAUCUGAAAGGCCAGGUGUUUUGUUAUUGUAAAUGCUGUAGCGGAGGGCCUUGGGGCUCAUGUUACUGUGGUGGGCAAGUCCAAUGCGUUCCGUGUCAUGGGAAACCCGUUUGCGACAGCUGGAGCAGUUGUGGAGAAACUCAACCAGGCUGCUCAUUCAUGUAAAUACUAAUAAUAAGACUCUGUUUGGAAUCCAGCCAAGUUAAAUCCAAUAAAGUCUCAGCCUCCACCUCCGCCUCAGCCUCCGUGUAAGUGUAAACUAUAUGUAGAUCUGCAACUCCAGGGGUUUCGUUGUUGUGAAUGCUACAGCGGUUGGCUUGGGGGCCCAUGUUCCUGUGGCGGGCGAGUCCAAUGCGGUCUGUGUUAUGGGAUACCCGUUUACGACAGUUGGUGCGGGUAUGGAAGCGGUUGUCAAGAAACUCAACCAGGUUGCUUAAUCAUGUAAAUACUAGUGUUUGGAAUCCUGCCAAAGUUAAGUCCAAUAAUAAGUAACUGUUGUUUUAUGAAGUGUGUGUUUAGUGGACUAUGCAGGUGGGUAUUGUUUAUUAUAAAAAAUGUAUGUUACUUUCAUCUUAAUAAAGAAUUGUGAGUGAC
This is a messenger RNA of Rubroshorea leprosula, 917 nucleotides long. The record is from the annotation of a GenBank genome assembly. NCBI's taxonomy places the organism in Eukaryota, Viridiplantae, Streptophyta, Magnoliopsida, Malvales, Dipterocarpaceae.